UGGGACGCGCCGGCAUGCCACUGCAGCUUUAAACGGCAUUUGGGGGAACUGGGAAUCUUUGCUCUCAUGACGGUGGAGGUGAGCUACUGGAGUCGGAUUCUGCUGCUGUCGGUGGGGGUUUUGGCCACAUCAGCCGCCGCCCAGAACUGCAGUUACGUUUUGCAAGGUCCAAACGGGACGAUACAGAGUCCGGGAUUCCCGUACGGCUAUCCAAAUUAUGCAAACUGUACAUGGACAAUCACGGCCCAGGAACAGAACCGGGUGCAGCUUGUAUUUCAGUCCUUUGCGCUAGAGGAAGAUUUUGACGUGUUAUCCGUUUAUGAUGGGUUGCCCCAGCAAGGAAAUCUAAGAACACGGUUAACAGGUUUCCAGCUACCUCCUCCCAUUGUGAGCACUGGGAUAGUGCUGUCCUUGUGGCUUGUAAGUGACUAUGCUGUCAGCGCUCAAGGAUUUCUGGCACACUAUGAAGUUCUACCAAGCCACACAUGUGGAAAUCCAGGAAGACUCCAGAAUGGAAUCCAACAGGGGACAACCUACAGUGUUGGUGACAAAGUACGUUACAGCUGCAACCCAGGCUUCUUUCUGGAAGGCCAUGCUCUGCUCACCUGCCAUGCAAGCUCAGAAAACUCUGCCUCGUGGGACUUCCCUUUGCCCUUCUGUCGAGCGGACGAUGCCUGUGGUGGGACACUAAGAGGGCAAAGUGGAAUUAUCUCAACCCCACAUUACCCUUUGGAGUACAGCAACAAUGCUGACUGCACAUGGACCAUUCUAGCAGAGCCCGGGGACACCAUCGCUUUGGUGUUCCUGGAUUUCCAAUUAGAGGAUGAAUAUGACUUUUUGGAGGUCACUGGAACAGAGGGAUCCUCUCUAUGGUUUACAGGCACCAGCCUUCCUGCCCCUGUGAUCAGCAGCAAAAACUGGCUUCGCCUUCAUUUUAUGUCAGAUGGCAACCACAGACAAAAGGGCUUCAGCGCACAGUAUCAAGUCAAAAAGCAGAUGGAAAUGAAAUCCCGUGGAGUGAAGCUGAUGCCAAGUAAAGAUACAAACCAGAAGACAUCUGUGUUAACACAGGUUGGUGCAUCCCAGGGACAUAACAUGUGUCCGGACCCUGGGAUUCCAGAUCAAGGCAAAAGAAUAGGCAGUGAUUUCAGGUUAGGUUCGAGUGUCCAGUUCACCUGCAACGAAGGCUAUGAUUUGCAAGGCUCCAAAAGCAUAACGUGCAAGAAGCUGAGUGGGAUGAUAGCAGCCUGGAGUGACCAGAGGCCGGUGUGUCGAGCUAGGAUGUGUGAUACGUAUCUCCGAGGCCCCAGUGGUGUUAUCACAUCACCCAACUAUCCUGUCCAGUACGAUAACAAUGCCUACUGUGUGUGGGUGAUAACGGCAGUCAAUCCAGCCAAGGUCAUCAAGCUCAGUUUUGAAGAAUUUGACUUGGAGAGAGGAUAUGACACCCUCACCAUUGGGGACGGAGGCCAGGUUGGCGACCAGAAGAGCGUGCUCUAUGUAUUGACAGGCACCACUGUCCCUGAUCUAAUCGUGAGCACCCAGCAUCAGAUGUGGCUCCUGUUCCAGACAGACAGUGUAAAGAACUUGCUGGGCUUCAAAGCAACCUAUGAAGAAAUUGACCAAGGGAGCUGUGGGGACCCAGGAGUACCCGCUUACGGCAGGAGAGAAGGGUCGACGUUUCGCCACGGAGACUCGUUGACGUUUGAAUGCCAGCCUGCCUUUGAACUGAAAGGACAGAAAACAAUCACUUGUCAAAAAAGUAGCCAGUGGUCCUCUCAGAAACCAGUCUGUGUUUUUUCCUGCUUCUUCAACUUCACUACCCCUUCCGGCAUCGUCCUUUCCCCCAACUAUCCCGAGGAAUAUGGCAGCAGCCUGCACUGUGUCUGGUUAAUCAUCGCGAAACCUGAAAGCCGGAUCCACCUGGCUUUUAACGAUUUUGACGUGGAACCACAGUUUGACUUCCUUGCUGUAAAAGAUGGUGGAACGGCUGAAUCACCUGUAUUGGGGACCUUCUCAGGCAACCAGCUCCCAUCUUCUCUGACCAGCAGCGGCCAUGUUGCCAGGCUGGAAUUUCAGACGGAUCACUCCACAGAGAAAAGAGGCUUCAACAUUACAUUUACCACCUUCAGACACAAUGAGUGCCCUGACCCAGGUGUGCCAGUGAAUGGGAAGCGAUUUGGGGACAGCCUCCAGUUGGGUAGCUCUGUCUCCUUCCUGUGUGAUGAAGGAUUCAUCCGGACACACGGCUCGGAAACGGUCACCUGCGUCUUAAAGGAAGGCAAUGUAGUUUGGGACAACGCAGUUCUAAGAUGUGAAGCUCCGUGUGGUGGCCAUCUGACCUCCCCAAGUGGAAUGAUCCUGUCUCCAGGUUGGCCUGGGUUUUACAAGGACUCUCUGAACUGUGCAUGGGUCAUAGAAGCUCAGCCAGGAUACCCUAUCAAGAUUACAUUUGACAGAUUUAAAACCGAGGUGAAUUACGACACGCUGGAAGUCAGGGAUGGGAAGUCCUACUCAUCGCCAUUGAUAGGAGUUUAUGACGGGACUCAGGUGCCCCAGUUCCUAAUUAGCACGAGCAAUUUCCUCUACCUCUUGUUCACCACUGACAAGAGUCACUCUGACAUUGGCUUUCAGAUCCGCUAUGAAACGGUAAAACUCCAGUCUGACCACUGCCUUGACCCAGGGAUUCCCGUCAAUGGCCUGCGACAUGGGGAUGACUUUUAUGUGGGGGCCCUGGUGACCUUUGGCUGCGACCCAGGCUAUACCCUGAGCGACAGUGAAGCUUUGGAGUGUGAACCUAAUUUCCAGUGGAGCAGGCCCCUUCCCAGCUGCGAGGCUCUCUGUGGAGGCUACAUCCGUGGAUCCAAUGGCACCGUGUUGUCACCAGGGUUCCCAGAUUUCUACCCCAAUAAUCUGAACUGCACUUGGGUCAUAGAAGCUUCUCACGGCAAAGGUGUCUUCUUCACAUUCCAUACCUUUCACCUGGAGAGUGGUCAUGACUACCUCUUGAUCACCGAGAACGGCAGCUUCAGCCAGCCACUGGAACAGCUCACCGGCUCUCGCCUCCCUGCCCCAUUCAGUGCCGGCCUCUUUGGGAACUUCUCUGCUCAAAUCCGUUUCAUCUCUGACUUUUCCAUUUCUUAUGAGGGCUUCAACAUCACCUUUUCAGAAUAUGACCUCGAACCUUGUGAGGAACCAGAGGUGCCGGUUCACAGCAUCCGCAAGGGCCUUCAGUUCGGCGUGGGGGACGUCUUGACCUUCUCCUGCUUCCCUGGGUAUCGGCUGGAAGGUGUCUCGCGCAUUACCUGCCUGGGCGGUAGACGGCGUGUGUGGAGUUCGCCUCUGCCAAGGUGUGUUGCUGAAUGUGGUUCUUCUGUAACUGGGACUCAAGGUGUUCUUUUGUCUCCGAACUAUCCGCUCAACUACAACAACGACCAUGAAUGUAUCUACUCCAUCCAGACGCAGCCUGGAAAAGGGAUUCAGCUCAAAGCCAGGGCCUUCGACUUAGAGGCCCGGGAUGUCCUCAAGAUCUUUGAUGGUAACAACAACUCUGCCCGUCUCCUGGGCUCCUUCAGCCAAACAGACAUGUUGGGUCUGAGCAUCAACAGCACAUCCAGCACCAUGUGGCUUGAAUUCAUCACAGAUGGCAACGGCACAAGUCAAGGCUUUGAGCUGCAGUUUUCUAGUUUUGAGCUGAUCAAAUGCGAGGACCCUGGUGUCCCACAGUUUGGUUACAAAGUCCACGAUGAGGGACACUUUGCAGGCAGCUCUGUCUCUUUCAACUGUGACCCUGGCUACACCUUGCGUGGGAGCCGGGUCCUCGCUUGUUUGACGGGGGAGCGCCGAGCCUGGGAUCAGCCACUCCCCAUCUGUGUAGCGGAGUGUGGAGGCAGUAUUAAAAGUGAAACUUCAGGAAGGGUCUUGUCUCCAGGAUACCCAACACCUUAUGACCAUAACCUCAACUGUGUCUGGACAAUUGAGGCAGAGCCUGGGUGCACCAUAGGGCUCCAUUUCAUGGUCUUCCACACAGAAGAGUUCCAUGAUGUUCUGAGGAUCUGGGACGGGCCGGUCGAGAAAGGGAUCCUCCUGAAGGAAGUGAGUGGUUCCAUCUUGCCCAGCGAUGUCCACAGCACCUUCAGCUCAGUAGUCCUCCAGUUCAACACUGAUUUCUUUACCAGCAAGCAAGGCUUUGCCAUUCAGUUUUCAGUGUCCACAGCGACCUCCUGCAAUGAUCCAGGCAUUCCACAGAAUGGAAGCCGUAGUGGCGACAGCAAAGAAGCUGGGGACUCCAUUGUUUUCCAGUGUGAUCCCGGUUAUGUCCUGCAAGGGGAAGCCAAGAUCAACUGUGUGCAGAUUGAGAACAGGUUUUUCUGGCAGCCUGACCCUCCCACCUGUAUAGCUCCCUGCGGUGGGAUCCUUACUGGGCCAUCUGGGGUCAUCUUGUCACCAAACUACCCAGAACCUUAUCCACCAGGAAAGGAGUGUGACUGGAAGCUGACGGUCUCUCCUGAUUACGUCAUUGCCCUGGUGUUUCAGAUCUUCAAUCUGGAACCAGGCUAUGAUUUUUUGCACAUCUAUGAUGGUCCCAGUUCCCUUAGCCCCCUGAUUGGGAGUUUCUAUGACACUCAGUUACCGGAAAGGAUUGAAAGCAGCAGCAAUAACCUCUUCCUGGCCUUCCGGAGUGACGCCUCCGUCAGCAACACAGGAUUUGUGAUCCACUACACAGAAAACCCCAGAGAAUCUUGCUUUGAUCCUGGCAUGAUUAAGAAUGGUACCCGGGCAGGAAGUGAGCUGAAACUGGGAUCAACCAUCACUUAUUACUGUGACAGUGGCUACAUGAUUGAAGGAGCCUCCACCUUGACAUGCAUCAUGGGAGGAGAUGGGAAACCUGUCUGGAACAAGGCACGGCCCACAUGUACAGCACCCUGUGGAGGACAGUACACCGGCUCUGAUGGGGUUGUCCUAUCUCCAAACUACCCACAGAACUACACCAGCGGACAAGUGUGCCUGUACUUCAUCGUUGUACCCAAAGACUAUGUGGUAUUUGGUCAGUUCGCCUUCUUCCAGACAGCUCUCCAUGACAUCAUUGAAGUGCAUGAUGGCCCCAACCAACACUCCCGUCUCCUCAGCUCCCUUUCCGGGUCUCACACUGGUGAAUCCUUGCCUCUGGCCACCACCAACCAAAUAUUGAUCAAGUUCAGUGCAAAAGGUCAAGCCACUGCCAAAGGUUUCCAUUUUGUCUAUCAAGCUGUUCCACGAACCAGUGCCACACAAUGCAGCUCCGUCCCUGAACCCCGCUAUGGGAGGCGGAUAGGCAGUGAUUUCUCCGUGGGGGCUGUCAUCCGGUUUGAGUGCAGCGCUGGCUACGCCCUCCAAGGAUCACGCAGCAUUGAGUGCCUGACGAUGCCUGGAGCCCUAGCUCAGUGGAAUUCUUCUGUGCCUACCUGUGUUGUGCCCUGCGGUGGGAAUUUAACGGAGCGCAAAGGCACGAUUUUAUCCCCCGGAUUCCCCGAGCCCUACUUGAACAGUCUCAACUGUGUGUGGAAAAUAACCGUCCCUGAAGGAGCAGGGAUUCAGAUUCAAGUGAUCAGUUUUGUCACAGAGCAGAACUGGGAUUCACUAGAAGUAUUUGAUGGUGGGGAUAACACAGCCACCAUGCUGGGCAGCUUCUCAGGAACCACAGUGCCUGCAUUAUUGAAUAGCACCUCCAACCAGCUGUAUUUGCAUUUCUCCUCCGACAUCAGUGUUUCUGCUGCGGGAUUUCACUUGGAGUAUAAAACCGUGGGCCUCUCCAGCUGCCCGGAGCCUGCUGUGCCCAGUAACGGCCUGAAGCUUGGGGAGAGAUACCUGGUGAAUGAUGUGGUCUCCUUUCAGUGUGAACCAGGCUACGCGCUCCAGGGACGUUCUCAUAUUUCCUGCAUGCCAGGGACUGUUCGGCGCUGGAACUAUCCUCCACCACUUUGCAUAGCUCAGUGUGGUGGGACCUUAGAAGAGAUGGAAGGGGUCAUUCUGAGCCCCGGCUUCCCAGGGAACUACCCCAGCAACAGUGACUGUACAUGGAGGAUAUUCUUUCCCGUGGGGUUUGGUGCUCACAUCCAGUUCCUGAACUUCUCCACCGAGCCCAACCACGAUUUUGUGGAAAUCCGCAACGGGCCCUACGAUACCAGCAACAUCAUCAGCCGCUUCAGUGGGUCCGACAUUCCGGGUUCCCUUCUGUCCACAUCUCAUGAAACCACGAUCUACUUCCACAGCGAUCACUCCCAGAACAAGCCUGGCUUUAAGGUGGAAUAUCAAGCCUAUGAGCUCCAGGAAUGCCCAGACCCUGAGCCCUUUGCCAAUGGGAUUGUGAGAGGAGCCGGUUAUAGUGUGGGCCAGUCCAUCUCCUUUGAGUGCCUGCCUGGCUAUCAGCUGAUUGGUCACCCCGUCUUGACCUGUCAACAUGGAACCAAUAGGAACUGGGACCACCCCUUGCCCAGGUGUGAAGUGCCCUGUGGAGGAAACAUCACUGCCCACAAUGGUACUAUCUUCUCUCCUGGAUUUCCCAAUCAGUACCCAAACUCCCAGGACUGUAUGUGGCUAAUCACCGUCUCACCUGGUUAUGGCAUCUACCUCAACUUCACCUUGCUGCAAACAGAGCCAUAUAAUGACUUCAUCACUGUCUGGGAUGGCCCUCAACAAACAGCUCCACAACUGGGUGUUUUCACAGGAAACUCGGCUAAAAAAGCCACUCAAAGCUCUUCCAACCACGUCCUCCUGAGAUUUUACAGUAACACAGCCAAUGGAGGCCUGUUUGCUAUCUCUUUCUAUGCCUACCAGCUUUCCAGGUGUCAUCCUCCAACCAUGGUCCCCAACGCAGAAAUUAUCACUGAGAACGAGGAUUACAAUAUAGGUGAUAUCAUUAGGUAUCGGUGCCUUCCUGGCUUCACCUUGGUUGGAAACAAGAUCCUUACCUGCAGGCUUGGCACCAGUCUCCAGUUUGAAGGUCCUCCCCCAACCUGUGAAGUUCCCUGCCCAAUAAACAAACUCCUGACCAACUCUACGGGUGUCAUCCUGAGCCCCUCGUUCACGGGCACCAACCCCCACUUUCAAACUUGCUCUUGGGUGGUCAAGGUGGAGCCAGAAUACAACAUCACCUUCACCGUCGAGUAUUUCCUGAGCGAAAAGGAAUACGAUGAGUUUGGGAUAUUUGAUGGUCCUUCAGGUCACAGUCCUCUGUUGCUGUCUCUAAGUGGGAAUUACUCAGCUCCAUUAACAGUGACCAGUACGGGCAACAGGGCCUAUCUACACUGGUCUUCUGACCAUGCCUAUAGCAGGAAGGGCUUCAGGAUCCGUUAUUCAGCUCCUUAUUGCAGCCUUCCUUCACCUCCUUUCCAUGGCUCCAUCCUGAGCCACACCGGCCUACAACCAGGAAGCACCAUCCAUUUUGGUUGUGACGCCGGCUACCGCCUCGUUGGCCACAGCAUGUCGACUUGCGCAAGGCACCCACAGGGUUACUUCCACUGGAACGAAGCCAUUCCUUUAUGCCAAGCUAUUUCCUGCGGCGUUCCGAGGGCCCCGAAGAACGGGGUUGUUUUUGGCAAGGAGUACACCGUGGGCACCAAAGCGGUCUACCAGUGCAAGGAAGGCUUCCACCUUCAGGGCCAGAACAGUUCCACCAUUGAGUGCCUUUCCAACGGCCAGUGGAGUAAUGGGAAUAACCCUCUUCCGUGUGCGGCUGUCAGCUGCCCUGACAUCAGCUCCAUUGCCGUGGCACACGGUCGAUGGAGGCUGAUCUACGAGACCCAGUAUCAAUAUAGCGCCCAGCUUAUGCUGAUCUGCGACCCUGGCUACUACUACACCGGGCAUCGCGUCAUCCAUUGCCAAGCCAAUGGGAAGUGGAGCAUAGGGGAGCCUAUGCCAACAUGCAGAAUCAUCUCCUGUGGAGACCUGCCGGUGCCACCCAAUGGGAACAAGAUUGGGACACUGACCAUUUAUGGUGCUACUGCUAUCUUCUCCUGCAAUACUGGUUACACGCUGGUGGGCUCCCGUGUACGGGAAUGCAUGGCAAAUGGUCUCUGGAGUGGACUGGAAGUGAAGUGCCUAGCGGGUCAUUGCGGUGAACCAGGUCCAAUCGUCAAUGGUCAGAUCAACGGCGAGAACUACAACUACCGGGGCAGCGUGGUCUAUCAGUGCAACCCUGGCUUUCGUCUCAUCGGGAUGUCGGUGCGGAUCUGCCAGCAGGACCACCGCUGGUCUGGGAAGACGCCUGUCUGUGUGCCCAUAACCUGUGGCCACCCAGGCAAUCCAGUGAACGGCCUUACGCAAGGGAGCCAGUUUAACCUGAACGACGUGGCCAAAUUCGUAUGCAACACCGGGUACCGCCUGGAAGGGGCAUCCAAGUCGCAGUGCCUGGCAAAUGGCCAGUGGAGCAACAUCCUGCCCAUUUGACGCAUUGUAAACUGUACCGACCCCGGGCACCUGGAUAACAGCGUCCGACAAGUCCAGCCGAGUGGGCCUCACAGAUACAGCUUUGGAACAACAGUCUCUUAUCUGUGCAACCACGGGUAUUAUCUGCUGGGCACCCAUGUCCUUACCUGUCAGGGAGAUGGCACUUGGGACCGGCCCCUCCCAGUGUGUCAUUUGGUCUCCUGUGGGCACCCGGGAUCCCCACCCUACGCCCAGAUCUCGGGUGACGUCUACACCGUCGGCUCCGUGGUGCGUUACAGCUGCUUGGAAGGGAGAAGCCUGGUUGGCAAUUCCACCCGCAUGUGCCAACUUGAUGGGCGUUGGAGUGGCUCCCUGCCUCACUGCUCAGGAACCGUCCGGGGACUGUGCGGUGAUCCAGGAAUCCCUUCUCAUGGCAUUCGGCACAGUGGCAAUGAUCUAGGAGUGGACAGUACAGUCUCGUUCAGCUGUGAGCCAGGCUACACCCUCCGGGGCUCACUCCAAAGAGUAUGUCAAGCUAAUGGAACAUGGAGCGGCACUCAGCCAGAAUGCGAAGUUAUAUCGUGCGGAAACCCUGGGACUCCCAGCAACGCCAAAGUGAUAUUUAAUGACGGUCUAGUGUUCUCCAGCUCCAUCAUCUACAAGUGUCGGGAGGGCUAUUACUCCACUGGGGUGCUCAGCAGGCAUUGUACUGUCAACGGAACCUGGACAGGGACCACGCCAGAAUGUACAGUGAUCAACUGCGGGGAUCCCGGCGUGCCAGCCAAUGGCAUUCGACUGGGCAGUGACUUCACCCACAAUAAGACAGUGGCAUUUCAAUGUAUGCCUGGCUACAUGAUGGAGUCAGACAGGGCCUCCGCUUUAAUCUGCACAAAGGACCGGACCUGGAAUGGCACAAAACCAGUCUGUAAAGCUAUCAUCUGUAAACCUCCACAAGCGAUCCCGAAUGGAAAAGUGGUGGGAUCGGAUUUCAGCUGGGGCUCAAGCGUCAGCUACACCUGUUUGGAAGGAUACCAGCUUUCCCUGCCUGCCGUCCUCACCUGCGAAGGGAACGGGACCUGGAGCGGAGAACUCCCCCAAUGUUUUCCCAUUUUCUGUGGCGACCCAGGAAUUCCAGCUGGAGGGAGGCGCGAAGACAGGGGCUUUACCUACCGGUCUUCUGUCUCGUAUUCCUGUUCGCCUCCACUCGUCCUAGUGGGCUCAGCUCGAAGGUUCUGCCAAUCCGAUGGGACGUGGAGUGGAACGCAGCCAAGCUGCAUAGACUCGACUCUUACAACGUGUGUGGAUCCCGGCGUGCCUCUUUUUGGGAUCCAGAACAAUUCCCAAGGUUAUCAGGUCGGGAGCAUUGCCUUUUUUAAGUGUCACAAAGGGUAUUUGCUGCAAGGAUCCACAACGAGGACCUGCCUUCCGAACCUGACGUGGAGCGGAGUGCAGCCUGAAUGCAUCCCUCAUAACUGCAAAGAGCCGGAGAUCCCACCCCAUGCCAACGUGGGUGCUCUGGACCUGCCUUCCUUGGGCUACACCUUGAUCUACUCUUGCCAGAGUGGCUACUAUCUCACCGGAGGAUCGGAACAUAGGACCUGUAAAGCGGAUGGCAGUUGGACUGGGAAGCCCCCUAUCUGCCUUGCGGACAUCCGACCAAGCGGGAGACCGGUGGGCACUGCGAGGGAUCCCCCACUUCCGAAAGUAUCAGUUCCAGCCGACGUCUUUGCCAAGAACUCCUUUUGGAAAGGCUCUUAUGAGUACAUGGGCAAGAAGCAGCCGGCCAUGCUCUCCGUCACCAGUUUCGACCCAGUCACCAGUAAAGUCAAUGCCACCCUCGUUGACCACAGCGGCGUGGAGUUGCAGGUGUCUGGUAUUUACAAAAGAGAAGAUGUGCAUCUCCUGCUGCAGGUGUACCAGAUCACAGGACCAGUGGAGAUUUUCAUGAACAAAUUCAAGAACGAUAAAUGGGCUUUAGAUGGACAUGUCACCCCAGAAUCAUCCAGUGGGACAUUUGUCUACCAAGGUUUUGUGCACGGCAAAGGCUUUGGGCAGUUUGGCCUCCAGAGGCUAGACAGUAGCAUCAUCGAACGAGAUCCUGAGUCAAUGGGGCAUCCUUUUGCAUCCAACAGCAGCUCAGUUGCAGCUGCCAUCCUCGUGCCUUUCAUUGCCCUGAUUAUUGCAGGGUUCGUGCUCUAUCUCUACAAGCACAGAAGGAGACCGAAGGUGCCAUUCAAUGGCUAUGCUGGCCAUGAAAACACCAACGUUCGAGGAACAUUUGAAAACCCAAUGUACGACCGCAACUUGCAGCCGACAGACAUCAUGGCCAACGAGGCAGAGUUUACAGUCAGCACCGUGUGUACUGCAGUAUAGCACUUACAAUCCUGCGCACAUGCUCCAGGAACAGGAGCCUCGCCAGUGCCCAGUGUUCCUCCUGGUUCAUCUUUGCCCAUGAUCACCCCUCCCAGCGAUGCUGGGGAUGUGGAGAUGAUAGGGUGCCUUUGAGUUGGAUCCGGGGAGGGAAAGAGAGAGACAGAGAGAGGAGGACUGCCUUGCUGUUGAUCACCACUCCGCAUCUCCAUUGCCCAUCUGUUCUGCCCUGCAGCUGAUAAUCAAACCAACCAAAGCAUCCACUCCAGCCCUCCUGUUGAGAGCAUAGGGGAGUGGACCAAUCCCCCCGCUGCCGCCGCUGCCACGGCCAUCACCUCCUCACCU
Messenger RNA from Pogona vitticeps (central bearded dragon), 11121 nucleotides. RefSeq names its product CUB and Sushi multiple domains 2 (gene CSMD2). NCBI's taxonomy places the organism in Eukaryota, Metazoa, Chordata, Lepidosauria, Squamata, Agamidae. The record is from RefSeq and is a predicted model, not a curated record.